Molecule: messenger RNA, 1278 nt
Organism: Plasmodium inui San Antonio 1
Lineage: Eukaryota; Apicomplexa; Aconoidasida; Haemosporida; Plasmodiidae
Exons: 1
Coding region: 1-1278 (425 amino acids)
Source: RefSeq, a predicted model, not a curated record
AUGUGGUACGACAAUGAACGUGUCCCAGAGGAAGAGGGGGUGAGUAAGCUACUCGUUGGAAAGACGUUCGCCUACUUUCCCAAGUAUCCAGACGAUGAAAGUGGUCGUGUGAAGGGGGAGGGGCGACAUGGAGGGGUAAGCGCGGAGGACGAUGAGGCCCAUGGGGGGAAUGCUAACAGGAUGGACAACAUGGAAACCAUGGACAAUAUGGACAGUGCGGGGAAGGAGGGAAUGAUGGACACGAUGGAAGAGGGGGAGGACUCGAUGAAAGAAGUCCAUGGGGACAGCAUGCCGAACAUUGAGGGGGUGGAUAGUGUGCUGUUCAAUCGGAAGGAGUACGUACUAAUCCAGCAGAGACUGGGAAGGACGAUUAUUCCCCUAAACCCAGAGCUACUAGCACAGUGCACAAUGGAGCAAGAAAUCAUAGAUGGGUACUUAAGCGAGAUCCACAGAAAUGUCCGCAAGUGUUCAAUCCUAACAGAGUAUUCCUUUCUAGUGAAAGAGAUGCCAAGGGGAAUUUACUGCCUUCCACAAGAAGAUAAUUUACUAGUGUGGGAUGUCUUCAUCAUCCUCUAUAGCACUGUUUAUAAAAAUGCGAAAUUUAAAGCGCAGAUCCGAUUGGGGGAAGAUUACCCGCAUACAAUUCCUGAGGUGUUUUUUCUGUCCUCUGUUUUUCAUCCUUUUAUAAAUUUUCAAACGGGGAAAUUAAAUUUGGGGAAGCAUUUAAAUGAGUGGACUCCAAAAAGUCAUUACAUGUCUUUAAUAUUCCUCUACAUGAGAAAUAUUUUUUAUUUACAAGAUGAAUACUGUAAGGAGAACAUCGAGAAUGAAGAGGCUUAUUUUUUACUCAACAAUGACCGCGAGUUGUUUCUUCGGAAGGUUCACGAGUGUGUGCAGAAAUCCAAUGAGCAGCUGUACCGCCAGGUAGACAGCUGCAUGUUUAACUUUGGCACUGAGGUGGCAACCCGAGAAAUCACCCACAUGAUGGAGCAGGUGAAGGAGGACCCCCUGUGCAGCAGGAAGGCAGAGGCGUUCAUACACUGGCUCAUCAACGACUACGCGGGGGGGCCCAGCCAGGAGGUCAUCCGUCUGGACACGCCAAGUGAAAAAGUCAUCAGUGAGGACCCCCCCCUCGACGGCGCGACGGAGGGAUGUGCACCCCCGAAUGAAGUGACCCCCCAGUGUGACGACGCCAAACGGGAGGACCAGCAUGACGGCGCAACGUCCCUGGACUCCAUCGACGUUCAGCACCUCCGGAGGGGCAGAAGGAACAGGUAA